AUGCUCUCGGGCAUCCUCAUCUUCAACCAAAAGGGUGAGAACCUCAUCUUCCGUGCCUUCCGCAGCGACUGCCGCCCGCGCCUGGCCGAUAUCUUCCGUAUCCAGGUUAUCUCCAACCCGCAGGUUCGCUCGCCUAUCCUGACCCUGGGCUCUACAACCUUCAGCCAUGUCAAGCACGAGAAUAUCUACCUGGUCGCUGUGACCAAGAGCAACGCCAAUGCCGCACUCAUUUUUGAGUUCAUGUACCGGUUCAUCAUGCUGGGGAAGAGCUAUUUCGGCAAGUUCGAUGAGGAGGCCGUGAAGAAUAACUUUGUCUUGAUUUAUGAGUUGCUGGACGAAAUCCUCGACUUCGGAUACCCGCAGAACACUGAGACCGACACCCUGAAAAUGUACAUCACCACCGAAGGCGUCAAGUCCGUCAUCGCCAAUUCGCCCACAGACUCCAGUCGCAUCACGCAGCAAGCCACCGGCGCGCUCUCCUGGCGCCGAUCGGACAUCAAGUACCGCAAAAACGAAGCCUUUGUCGACGUGAUCGAAGACGUCAACCUCCUGAUGUCCGCAACAGGGACCGUGCUCCGCGCCGACGUGAACGGGCAAAUCGUCAUGCGAGCAUAUCUAUCCGGCACACCGGAAUGCAAAUUUGGACUUAACGACCGACUGCUCUUGGAUGGCGGCGCGCCCGCCAGCGGAGGAAAAAACGGAGCGGGCAAUGCGGCCGGCGCCCUGGCUACAUCCAAAGCGACACGCGCAGCAGCAGGCUCCGUGACGCUGGAAGACUGCCAGUUCCAUCAGUGCGUGAAACUGGGCCGGUUCGACGCCGACCGAAUCAUCUCGUUCGUGCCGCCGGACGGCGAGUUCGAGCUGAUGCGGUACCGGGCCACGGAGAACGUCAACCUCCCGUUCAAGGUUCACCCCAUCGUGCGGGAAAUCGGCACGACCAAGGUUGAGUACAGCGUCGCGAUCAAGGCGAACUACAGCGCGAAGCUCUUCGCGACCAACGUCGUCGUCCGCAUCCCCACGCCGCUCAACACCGCCAAGACCACCGAGCGCACCUCCCAGGGUCGCGCCAAGUACGAGCCCGAGCAUAAUAAUAUCGUCUGGAAGAUCCCCCGCUUCUCGGGCCAGAGUGAAUACGUCCUCACGGCUGAAGCGACCUUGACCUCCAUGACACAUCAGAAGGCUUGGAGUCGCCCGCCGCUGAGUCUGUCGUUUAGUUUGCUCAUGUUUACUUCGUCGGGACUGUUGGUAAGGUAUCUGAAGGUCUUUGAGAAGAGCAAUUACAGCUCGGUGAAGUGGGUGCGCUAUAUGACUCGCGCGGGGAGCUACGAGAUCCGGUAA
This is a messenger RNA of Penicillium lagena, 1338 nucleotides long. RefSeq names its product AP-2 complex subunit mu. Gene Ontology annotation, biological process: intracellular protein transport; clathrin-dependent endocytosis. The transcript is spliced from 2 exons. Gene Ontology annotation, molecular function: clathrin-cargo adaptor activity. NCBI's taxonomy places the organism in Eukaryota, Fungi, Ascomycota, Eurotiomycetes, Eurotiales, Aspergillaceae. The coding region runs from base 1 to 1338 and encodes 445 amino acids. Gene Ontology annotation, cellular component: AP-2 adaptor complex; cytoplasmic vesicle. The record is from RefSeq and is a predicted model, not a curated record.